AUGCGAGGCACACUGUGCCGCGGAAGCUGUGGUCGGCGCCCCGAACUCGAGACGCGGCCGUGUCAGCUGCUGAGGCCGCAUUCCCCGCGACUGCCGCCGCGACACGAGACCCGCGUCCGGCGGGGGGCCGCCUCUCAGGGCUCGUGGUGCUCGCCGGGCUUGGUGUCGGGUGUCCGAGCGGCGCUUGGCGGUGUUUACAAUCCCCUGGAGAUUUGUUUGCGCGGGAGUGAGUCACGGAGCGCGCUGCCGAGGCACGCCGGAGCCCUGCAGGGCGGCAGUUCUGCGGGCAGCCGGUGGCGGCGCGCGCGUCACAGCGCGGCGGGCGCCGCUGCCCGGGCCGCGCUCGGCUGGCGGCCAGUUCUUUGUGUGAGUCGGUGGCGCGAGCACCGUCCGUGGAGCUCCCCGUGCCGCGCGCCGCAUAGCGAGAGACUCAACCGAGCCAGGGCCCAGGAGGCCGCGAGUGCAGCCAGCGAGCCGCCCAGCUCCCGCGUCGCAUACUACCCUCUCUGUGCGUGUGCGCGCCGCGUGCCACCGACCGGCGGCGACGCGGCCGAGUGCGUGCGCCACCGUACUGGAAACGCCAGCGCAGCAGCGUGUGCAGCACUUGUCGCUGAAGGUGACCUUGACGCCGGAACGCUGGAUCUGACGUCGGCAGCCAGGAUUAACCCCGUGCCGUCGGUUGCCGGUGAGUUACACAGAAGAAUGAAGGACUGUGGUGCUAGCUCUGUAACGUCUUCGUGGUGCGGUGAGUACCCACAGUACACAGACGUUUUUGUCACUUUUGUUUUCAUUUUUCACUGUACGUUCAUUCCUUGUACUUGUGAAUAUAUCAGGUUGACUGUUACCGUGUUUAGGCAAUCAUAUGGCUCAACAAGGAUGUUGACGUAUCACCCAUAGGAUACGUCAGUCUCGUCGUGCAAAUUAAAAAUCGACAAAGAUGUAUUCAAAGAUACUGCCGUCGAAUUCAAACUAAUGCGUUUACAAUAAAAGUGCUCUGCUUACUGAAACAGGUCAUAAACUUGAGGAAAUCAAUCCUGGGAAAUUUUUGCACUUCAUGAAUUUUCCCCGCCAUUAACGUUGCUACUCGUCAUCAUAUUACAAAAUGCAACCGUCCGCGCGAAUUUUUCAUCCAACUUUGUGACGCAUAAACAGCAGACCAAGGGUCAUCCGAAUUAUCACAAAGACCCUAACCGAAUCUAAAUAGCCUUUUCCGACAUAAAGUGAGCCAUAUUUUGUCUUCUGUGUUUGAACGUGCUAUACUUGAUCUGUUAAUGUAUAUCCUCUUAAACAUAUUACAAAUCGCGAAUGAGAUUUUACAUGAAACAGCCAGAGGCAUAAACAGCAGUACGUUGAACCCAAAGAGUGUAAGCGAAACCGCGUAGCCUUAUCAUUGAGUAAAUGAGCGUGUGUCGUGUUGUCUGUUAACACGAUUUAUCUCUGCCGUGAGAAACGGUUAUGUGAUUGAUAAUGGCACAGUCAUUUGGUAGGAAACGCUUAUUUCUGUAUAAUUGCUGGGGCUGUGACUCAGUGGAAACGCAAUCGCUGCUAUCUUGAAGGAAACCCGCGCAAGAGCACUAUAUAAUGACAGAACGUAAGGAUUGUGGUUGUUUCUUCCAUUGUUGAAAGAGAUAGUGUGAAUGAGCUAUUACUAAAACACUUACUGCAUGGUUACUCGCGCCAAUUGAUAUGUUUCGCGUACUUUCAAAUGCACGUACAUGCUGCCACGGAUGGCAGAUAACUGUCAAGAGACUCAUAUCGCGCACAUAACAUUAUUUCCACAUGUAUCCUGGCUGCUCUCGAAAAUAUAAAAAGAAGCUUAUGCAAUGAAUCGGGGUAAUUUGUACCCUCAUUAUACCACUAUGUUUGGAAAUACAGGACAUAUUUUGUGUCCUGUAUUACACAUCACAAUAGACGUUGUAACAUUUUACAUCUGUAGUUAGGGGCUGAGGCCUUGAAAAAUUUCAGGUGUAUACUUACUACGCCCUGUUAGAGCAAAAUUUCAGUUGUAAUGCUGGUACAAAGUUAUACUGCCAUUUAGGAUAACGCAAGAUCAGUCUUAAAAAACAAACAAUGUUUCCUAAAUCAUAUGUUCUGGGUAAAUUCAGAUCGUGUCAGAAGGAAGUCAGUUGUUAAUAAGAAGUAAAACUGAACAGUUAAAUUCAUUAUCGCAGAUUUACUUUGAAGUAUCAUGGUAUGUAUAUUUACCUGGCAUUGGUCAACUUAGAUCACUGUCGCUAGAAGGUCUCUUCACAGCCAACGUUAUAAACGGAUAACCAGAUGCCCAAGAGCGUGGACGAAGUUGGAAAGUCAACUGAAAUACUAACUAUAAAUCUCAGAGCUAAUAAAACUGUUGCUAUUAGUACAAAUUAAUGUAAGUAGGAGGAGCAGCAGCCAUUUGAAACAAGAGUCGUAAGUGGUGCAACGAACCCUGACUGGUAAAAGUUACCCUGAUUGACUGUAAUCGGAAUGUUUGUUAGACAGAUUAGGGGACUUCUGAAAGUAUCCCAGCUUAUGUGCUUUACAGAAUAAAAGAAUAGGGCCAGCUCGGCGUAACGGAUUGCCAGCAAAUAGAGUAUCCUCAUUUCUUUUGUCAAAUGCUUACGUUCUACAGCUAAUUUGGGGACUGCCAGUGUGCGGUUUCUUUAGAAAUGUUUCACAUUGGAUAAUUUAUUCAUUCUAAAACAAAUUACUGAGAAGACAUGGGAAUUCAGUGUUGACAUCCACAUAGAUUUCAAACAGCGUUAUAGCAGAGUGAGCUUAUGUGUAAUGCCCUCAAAAUUAAUCAGAUUAAUUAUAUGCGCGUAGACGAUACUUUAUGGCGUAUAAAACACCAGUAGGAGUGACUUGAAAUUUUAAGGCGCACACCGAACUAAGAUAAGGGUAUGCCAUUUCAGCUUCAUUAUUAACUUCGUCUUACAGAAUAUCGAUAGAAAAUGUGCUAAACCUAAACCACAACGGAUACAAUAGCAGGUUGCAAACAUUACUAGAUCUCCCUCUGCGAAUGAGGUAGCGUUAAGCAGUAGGUCCAACUGAACUAAUCAGAAUUAUACAGAACUAUUCCAAAAAUAGG
Molecule: messenger RNA, 3070 nt
Organism: Schistocerca americana (American grasshopper)
Lineage: Eukaryota; Metazoa; Arthropoda; Insecta; Orthoptera; Acrididae
Exons: 3
Coding region: 1-897 (298 amino acids)
Source: RefSeq, a predicted model, not a curated record